GUGAUUUUGCUCAUCAUCUCCCACCACUUCCUCCUCCCGUCUUCCAUUCAUGAGCAGCGUGGCUGAGUUUAACAGCGGCAGCCAUGGAUGACAAGGGCUCGGUGGGGAAGAUUAGCGUGUCUUCGGACUCAGUGUCCACUCUCAACAGUGAGGACUUUGUCCUUGUGUCCCGGCUAGGGGACGAGACACCCUCCUCCACUAACAAUGGUAGUGAUGAUGAAAAGACAGGAUUGAAGGUGAUUUCUGAGGAAGGGGUCAGCUUUAAGAUUGUGGGGAAUGGAAGUGAGCAGCAGCUCCAGAGGGAGUUAGAGGAUGUCCUCAUGGACCCAUCGGUAGCUGACACUGGGCUCGGAUCAGAAACAGGAAUGGACAGCCUUGGUGCGGGCGACCAUGGCCUUCUUCCCACUACAGCUUCACCUGUACCACCAGGCUCUGACCCUCUGAGCGCACCACCACCCAAGUUGGAGAUGGUGCUUCCUGUUCAGACGGCUCAGGAGAGCGAGCUGAAUGAGAGGUCGUACCGAGCAGAUGAAUCAUCAUCAGAGGGCAGUCCUUGCAGUCCCAUCCCAGAUGAGGACAGCGUUGUGUUCAGCCAGCUGACGUAUCUGGGGUGUGCCUCAGUCAACGCCCCCCGCAGUGAGGUGGAGGCUCUCCGUAUGAUGAGUAUCCUCAGAGGGCAGUGCCAAGUUCCCCUGGAUGUCACACUGUCUGUGCCAGGCGUGUCAGAAGGCACUGUCAGUUGGAUGAGGUUGAAACAGAACACAGCAGCGGCCCACAACCACACCCACCAACACCAUGGCCCGAGGACGACCAGGAAGGAAACCAGCGAACAGGCUACAGAAGUCAUUUCUUGGAUUGAGCUGCUUCCAGGGCCGUCUUACACACAACACGUUGAAACGAGCCAGUCGGCAUGCUUUGAUGAUGGUUUUUCAUAUGGUGGGGACAUUGGGUUUGCUGUCUUGCCAGAUGAUGCUGUCAAUGCGCAGAAUGCCAUACCUGAGAAUGUGGCAGAGGUGGAUGUACCUGAACAGAACUCUGCUGAUGAUGCAGCCCUUGGGCUGGGCCCUUAUGUGAAUCCUAACGAUGUGCAGACCUCCAAUGGGACAUUAAUGGGGAGUGCCUGCAGGCAAGAGACAAAACUUGACAAUCUGAGUGUUUCUGCAAAAGAAAAGCCAGUCAGUAAAGGAAAAGACAAUAUCAAACAGCUACAGAGCAAUGAGAAUAACACAACUGCUGUCAGUAAUAAGACUGAUGGUAAGGAAAAGCAAGAGAUUGUGGCCAAAACACUGCUCAAGUCUAAACAAGGACAGACUUCUAACAAGAUUAAGGACUUGGUUUCAGGUAAACCAAACGACAUGAUUAAGGGACAUAAAGUAACCCAAAACAUGUCAGCCACAAUCAUCCAAAGAGAAGACCUGCACAAAAUGAAAUCUCUAAAGGAAAAGAAAGACAUUGCACCUUUGAAAAGGCCUGCAGAAAACACCCAAAGUGAGCAGGCUGCUAAAAUGCAAAAGAUACAAGGGAAAGGAGAAUACUCAGCCUCACAAUAG
Micropterus dolomieu (smallmouth bass) is the source of this 1550-nucleotide messenger RNA. RefSeq lists its product as uncharacterized. The record is from RefSeq and is a predicted model, not a curated record. The transcript is spliced from 5 exons. Bases 84 to 1550 code for a protein of 488 amino acids. NCBI's taxonomy places the organism in Eukaryota, Metazoa, Chordata, Actinopteri, Centrarchiformes, Centrarchidae.